AUGAAAACGGAGCUAUACGUCCACGCGAGCGAGGGGAGCGUAUUCUAUUUUCGGAGGCGCAUUUCAGUUUCAGUGCGGUACCCGCGUGAGGGCGCGUCGGUCGUUGUUUCGUACACCGCUGAGUUACCGCCAUUUUUGGACGUUUUCGCGAUUCGAUCACGUCACUCCAGUUAUAAUAUUUCAAACGUCAUAAUGACAGUUGACGCGCACACGUCAGUGUCGGGAAUUAAUAUAAAAAGCUCACAGAACCGGCUGCUGAUCAAGAAUGGACGCGUCGUCAACGAUGAUGGCAUGGAGGAAGCUGACGUGUACGUCGAGGACGGGAUCAUCAAGCAAAUGGGUCGCAACCUCAUCAUCCCCGGUGGUACAAGGGUGAUCGACGCUACUGGAAAGCUGGUGAUGCCGGGCGGCAUCGAUCCCCACACCCACCUGGACCUAGAGAUGAUGGGAGCGAAGACAGCAGACGACUUUUACACCGGGACAAAGGCCGCAGUAGCCGGCGGCACCACCACCAUCAUCGAUUUCGUGCUGCCACAGAGAGGGCAGUCCCUGAUCGAAGCUUACAGCAAUUGGCGAGAGAAGGCUGACAAUAAGGUUUGCUGCGACUACGCUCUCCAUAUGGGCGUGACUUGGUGGUCGCCCUCAGUCGAGAGGGAGAUGGAGCAACUCUGCGGCGAAGAGUACGGCAUCAACUCGUUCAAGAUGUUCAUGGCAUACAAGGACGCUUGGAUGCUGGACGACUACCAUCUCUACCUCGCAAUGGAGACCUGCAAGCGAUUGGGGGCUCUUCCGCAGGUGCACGCGGAAAACGGCGACAUUAUCGCCCGCAACGUCGAGAAGCUUCUAGCAGCCGGAAAGACGGACCCUGAAGGGCACGAGCUGUCGCGGGACGAAGAGGUCGAGGCGGAGGCGGUUAACAGGGCCUGUGUAAUCGCCAACCAGGCCAACGCGCCGCUGUACAUCGUUCACGUGAUGUCCCGCGAAGCGCUGCGCGCGCUCGACUUUGCGCGCGCCCGCCAACGCCAGCCCGUGUACGCGGAGACGCUCGCCGCCACCGUCGGCACCGAUGGGUCUCACUGUAGGAAUGCGUGUUUCCGUCACGCGGCAGGCCACGUGAUGUCGCCGCCUCUGCGCUCCGACCCCAACACUCCUCAGGCCAUGGUCGAUGCACUAGCCAACGACUGUCUGCAGCUGGUGGGCAGCGAUCACUGCACGUUCCACGAGAAGGAUAAGGCAUUGGGCCAGGGGGACUUCACCAAAAUACCGAACGGAGUCAACGGUGUCGAGGAGCGCAUGGCCAUACUUUGGCAGAGGGGAGUCAAUACAGGCGCGCUGGACCCGUGCCGCUUCGUGGCGGCGACGAGCGCGUGCGCGGCGCGCGUGUUCGCGCUGUGGCCGCGCAAGGGCCGCGUGGCGGUGGGCUCCGACGCGGACCUCGUCGUGUGGGACCCGCGGCUGCAGCGCACCGUCUCCGCCGCCAACCACCACCACGCCCUGGACUUCAACAUAUUCGAGGGCCAAAGCGUGGUUGGCAGCCCUCAAUACGUGAUUGUCAACGGGCGCGUCUGUCUCGACGAUGGGGAUCUUAGAGUCGCCGAAGGCUACGGCAAGUUCCUGAAGACGCCGGUGUUCAGCCCCUACGUGUAUGGGGGCGAAGCCCCGAUGCCGCAAACGCCGGAGCCCUACCCGAGCUCCCCGAUGCCGGAGUCUCCGUCCAGGGUCACUAAUGGCACGCCCACCAAUGAACUGAACAUAGUGAGCAAGCAGAUGGCUGGCACCGCCCUCUCUUCGGGCUGCAGCACCCCUACCGGGAGGAAGAUGCGAGAGCCGGGACAGAGGGACCUCCAGAACUCCACUUUCUCCCUCAGCAAGGAAAUGGAGGGCGCUGACACCAAAACAUCUGUGCGUGUACGGAACCCGCCGGGAGGCAAAUCCUCCGGCCUCUGG
Messenger RNA from Iphiclides podalirius (scarce swallowtail), 1947 nucleotides. The record is from the annotation of a GenBank genome assembly. NCBI's taxonomy places the organism in Eukaryota, Metazoa, Arthropoda, Insecta, Lepidoptera, Papilionidae.